This is a messenger RNA of Lasiodiplodia theobromae, 2670 nucleotides long. RefSeq names its product Periplasmic beta-glucosidase precursor. The coding region runs from base 1 to 2670 and encodes 889 amino acids. The record is from RefSeq and is a predicted model, not a curated record. The transcript is spliced from 5 exons. Gene Ontology annotation, biological process: glucan catabolic process. NCBI's taxonomy places the organism in Eukaryota, Fungi, Ascomycota, Dothideomycetes, Botryosphaeriales, Botryosphaeriaceae. Gene Ontology annotation, molecular function: beta-glucosidase activity.
AUGGCCGAUACCGUGGUCUUACCGCGUGCUGCGGAGCCAGCACUUGGCAGUGGCUCACCUGCGCUGAGGCUGGCGCCACAGGAUUCCGCCGACAUUACGUCUUCCCUUUCGCACAGCUCAGCCGAGCGUGGUUCGAGGUUUCCUGAACAGGCCUCGAGCCUUGGAGUCGAUCAGCCAGAUAGAGUGGCCCGAGAAUUGGCGGCAAAGCUUCCGCUCAAAGAGCAGGUUUCCCUCUUGGCAGGGUCUGACUUUUGGCGCACUGUUGCUCUGCCUCACCGAGGAAUUCCUUCAAUCAAGACCACCGAUGGACCCAACGGCGCUAGGGGACAGUGGUUCAAAAAUGGCACUCCGGCUGCUCUGUUCCCUUGUGGCAUUUCUCUUGCAGCUACCUGGAACACGGGUCUGCUGGAAGAGGUGGGCAAGCACCUCGGUGACGAGACCAAAGCCCGAGGCGCUGAUGUCCUGCUAGCUCCCACAGUGUGCUUGCACAGAUCGCCACUCGGAGGCCGUAACUUCGAAUCGUUCUCCGAAGACCCUUUCCUGACAGGAAAGCUUGCCGCCGCCUACAUCCGCGGUUUGCAAAGCAAGAAGGUCGCGGCAACCAUUAAGCAUUUCGUCGGCAAUGAACAGGAGACCCUGCGCAUGACGAUUGAUUCGAUCAUCGCUGAGAGGCCCCUGAGAGAACUUUAUCUGAAGCCUUUCGAGAUUGCCAUCCGAGAGGCGUCGCCGUGGGCUUUGAUGAGCUCGUACAAUCUUGUCAACGGAGUGCAUGCGGACAUGUAUCCACAUACUCUGAAGAAAAUCCUUCGCGAUGAAUGGAAAUACGAUGGCAUGGUCAUGUCUGAUUGGACGGGUACAAACUCGGUCGCGGAAGCCAUCUCGGCGGGCUGUGCCCUGGAGAUGCCAGGCCCAACCAAGUGGCGUGGCGAGAAAGCGGUGCGCGCGGUUGAGAAGGGAGAACUUGCCGCCGAAGAUGUUGAGCGUGCUGCUGGGGACGUGCUCUACCUUAUCCAGAGAACGAAAGGGCUCAACAAUGACGCGCCAGAACCAGAAGAACGAGCGAACGACAAUGCCGCCAUCCGUCAGGUCAUACGUCAGGCCGGGGCCGAGGGGUUGACGCUGCUGAAGAACGAGCGGAACACUCUGCCCAUCAGAUCUGCGAAAAAGAUCGCAGUUAUUGGACCAAAUGCGAAGCGUGCCAUUGCCGGAGGCGGCGGCAGUGCAAGCCUCAACCCUUACUACACGACAACGCCAUUCGAUGGACUUGCCGCUCAUUUUGACGGAGAGCUAACUUAUUCCCGCGGCUGUGACACGGCGAAAUGGCUCCCGCUUGCCUCCCCAUUCUGCACUACAGAGGAUGGGAAGCAAGGAGUAACACUCGAGUACUAUUACCAUGAUCGAUUCGAGGGAGUUCCCGCGUCGGUGCAGCACAAGGCCAAUACUGAUCUUUUCCUGUGGGACUCUGCACCAAAGGCUGUUCUACCGGCAUACUCAUUCAAGGUCAAGACAACUCUGACGCCCAAGACAUCGGGGAGCCACACUUUCAGUUUCUCCAGUGUUGGACCUGGUCGGCUCUUCUUGAAUGGAGAGUUGUUCAUCGACAACUGGGACUGGAUAGAGGAGGGCGAAGCCAUGUUCGAGGCGUCCGAGGAUGUCCUGAAGUCUGUGUACUUGGAAGCAGACAAACCUGUCCAAAUCCUUGUUGAGAGCAAUAACGAAGUACGCCCGGCAUCGAAGAUUAUCCCCGGUAAGCCAACACACGCCUAUGGUGGUUGCCGCAUUGGAUACGAAGAGGAAUCGGGGAUCGAUCUUCUUCAAGAAGCGGCAAAUGCAGCAAAAGAAGCCGAUGCUGCGGUUGUGUUCGUCGGCCUGGAUGCAGAAUGGGAGUCGGAAGGCUACGACCGUCAAACGAUGGAUCUGCCCAAGCACGGAAGCCAGGACCGUCUUGUUGAAGCGAUACUCGCAGCAAACCCAAGUACGGUCGUGGUCAACCAGUCGGGCACGCCGGUCACCAUGCCGUGGGCAGACAGAGCACCCGCGAUUCUUCAGGCGUGGUACCAGGGACAGGAAGCCGGUAAUGCCCUUGCAGACGUCCUCCUGGGUCGCGUGAGUCCUGGAGGCAAGCUCCCCACGACCUUCCCCAGAAGACUGUCGGACAACCCAGCAUACCACAAUUGGCCUGGCGAGAAUGCCAAGGUUGUGUAUGGUGAGGGUAUCUUCAUCGGAUACCGGCACUACGAGCGGUGCGGGAUUGAGCCGUUGUUCCCUUUCGGUCACGGAUUGUCGUACACGACUUUCUCGUAUGGCAAUGCCACCAUCAGCGACCGAACGCUUGAACAAGACGGAUCCGUGAAGGUCACCAUACCUGUGACGAACACUGGCAACUUUGCCGCGGCCGAGAUUGUGCAGGGCUACAUAAAGGACGUGAAGUCAAAACUGCCGCGCCCGGAGAAGGAGCUGCAGGCGUUCGGAAAGGCGUUCCUGCAGCCCGGCGAGACGAAGAACGUGGAGCUGGUGUUCGACAAGUACUCGGUUGGGUAUUAUGACACGUCAUUGGAAUCGUACAUUGCCGAGGAAGGUCGCUUCGAGGUUCUCAUCGGUUCCUCAUCCGCAGACAUUCGGUGUUCAACGUCAUUCGAUGUGCUUGAAUCAUUUACUUGGGUAUUCUAA